Penicillium cataractarum is the source of this 759-nucleotide messenger RNA. RefSeq lists its product as uncharacterized. Lineage: Eukaryota; Fungi; Ascomycota; Eurotiomycetes; Eurotiales; Aspergillaceae. Bases 1 to 759 code for a protein of 252 amino acids. The transcript is spliced from 2 exons. The record is from RefSeq and is a predicted model, not a curated record.
AUGGUUGAAAACAUACUGGAACAGAACAUCACAUCCGUCAACCUGGCUGAUAAUCCUCAAAAGCUCCUAAUCGUCGAUUAUGGUCUAUGGUACAUCGAUGUUCAGACACAUGGCAGGCGCUGUAAACUGAACUACCCAAUCGACUCGAUGGGCUGUGCGAGCAUCCCCUACAGACUUAUAAAAACGCUGAAUUCAACCAACGUGGACAUACAGCAACAACUUGAUCAAGGUGCUUCAUACAAUCCUCUUGCUGCCGCUAUAUAUAAAGCACGAGAGCUGAUGAAGAUGGACGGUGGUGAAAACUCGUUUGACGAAGAAGAAUCUGAAAGGGAAAUGCCUGAAAAAUGGCCUCUUGAUCUAGAUGAUUGGUGGAUUGGUCAGGGGAAGGAGGCAUUCAUCACCUGGGACGAUAUCAAAGCCGUUGAAGCUGAGUAUAUCAGCGAACUUGCAGAAACAUUGGAUAGGCUUCUACUUUGCCUCGAAGAGACUAAACCCCAGGACCCAGACAAAUCCGAUGAGGCAUAUUCAAUCUUUGACAAGGUUAUCAUUCUAGGCAAUUUUUGUGAUAGGUCAAUCAUAAGGCAGGCCGUGAGACAGAGUGUCGGUGAUCAUGCUCCAAUUAUUGGAGGUAGGAAGGACUCGGACGUCCUACUGGAAGCUCUAGCUGGUGCUCGUAUGGGUUUCAUGUUUCAUGAAGCUGAACAUCGGAUUGAAGAAGACCAGGGGUCUCAACAGCUAGGUGGCCAUGAAGAGCUGUAA